AUGGGGCUCUCCUGGAUCCUGCUCGCCAUCCUUGGCGUCGCCGUAGUCCUGCGAAUACUACGAUAUGGUCAACGAUCGAAGGGAUAUCCUCCUGGACCGCCCACCUUACCAUUCAUUGGGAAUCUGCAUCAACUCCCAAGGAGCGGCUUACUCCAUGAGAAAUUCCAGGAAUGGGCAGACCAAUAUGGGCCGGUGGUUAGUAUCAAGCUUGGGAGUCAGACCAUGAUCCUCUUGAAUGACAGAACAGCGGUCAAAGAGCUCUUGGAUAAGCGAAGUCAGAAUACAUCCGCCAGGAUGGAUAUGUUCUUGGGUGAAUUUGGCGGCCACAACCAAAUUCUAAUGCGCAACAAUGAUGAGACCUGGAGACGCCAGCGUCGAAUGUAUCAUCGGAAUCUGAAUGGUCAGAACGCGGACGUGUAUCUCCCGUACCAGGACUAUGAAUCGAUUCAGCUGCUGGGAGAUCUUCUGCAAACCCCCGCGAAGUUUGAGGACAAUCUCAAACGUUACACCGCUAGCAUCGGAUACACCAUCGCAUAUGGAAUGCGCAUAAAUUCGAUUGAGGAGAACAAAGCGGCGCGAACUCUGUUCGAGGGCCCGGCCCAGUGGACGGCAGGUCAGGUGAUAGUCGGAAUGGGGCUGGCCAUCACGGACUGGUGGCCCUUCCUUCGCAUAUUAUUUCGAAACAUGCCAACCAGAAUCAUCCCCUUUCUCGGAGAGAUCGACAGAUUGAACCGUAUAGAGUCCGACUUGUGGGAUGAACAGUACCAAAUUGUUCGACGCAAGGUUGAAUCUGGACAUGUCAGACCCUGUACGCAGAUUUCAACGGGGUUUCAAAAUGCUGACCAGAUCCCAGUGAUACCCAAUUCACCUCACUUUGGUUUUUUGUCAAGGCCCGUUUCGCCCAACACCAACCGUCCCAGCUGCGCUGACUUUUUUUUUUGGCAGGCUAUGCUGCUCUACCCGCAAUGCCAAAAGAAAGCGCAAGAAGAGAUUGACGCCAUAGUGGGAGCCGACAGACUGCCAAAGUGGUCCGACUGGGAUUCCCUCCCAUAUACGCGCGGUGUGUUGAAGGAGACUAUGCGUUUCUAUCCAGCCACCAUUACUGGAGGCAUGCCGCAUGCAGUGGUCAAAGAUGACAUGUACUUGGGAUACACCAUUCCAGCAGGAGCAGGGCUGGUCAACAACGUGUGGGCGGUGAACAAUGCCGUUGAAAACCCGCGCAAUUUCGACCCUACUCGCUUCCUCGAAGAUUCACAGAGCUCAAUGGAGUCGGCCGUGCAGGCGGAUGCCAGCAAGCGUGAUCAUUUCACCUUCGGCGCAGGACGUCGGAUCUGCCCAGGCGCCCAUGUUGCUGAUCGGGGCUUAUUCGUUGCCAUGACCAGGCUUCUUUGGUCGUUUAAUUUCGAGCCAUUUCCCGGGGAGAAGGUUGAACAAGAUGCUUUCCAACCCGGAUUUAUUACUUCUCCAGUGCCCUUCAGGUAUGCACCCUCUUUUACUCCGUCCGGUGGUGACUUGGGAGUCACCGUCCUAGCACGAGUUCGCGAAGCUAAUCAGCAGAGCUUGGCGUGCCCUCAGGUGCCAGAUAAAACCACGGAGUGA
Cladophialophora psammophila CBS 110553 is the source of this 1599-nucleotide messenger RNA. RefSeq lists its product as uncharacterized. The transcript has 9 exons. The record is from RefSeq and is a predicted model, not a curated record. Gene Ontology annotation, molecular function: heme binding; oxidoreductase activity, acting on paired donors, with incorporation or reduction of molecular oxygen; monooxygenase activity. The coding region runs from base 1 to 1599 and encodes 532 amino acids. NCBI's taxonomy places the organism in Eukaryota, Fungi, Ascomycota, Eurotiomycetes, Chaetothyriales, Herpotrichiellaceae.